This is a messenger RNA of Indicator indicator, 1134 nucleotides long. It is a transcript of the gene GNA13, whose product is annotated as G protein subunit alpha 13. Gene Ontology annotation, cellular component: brush border membrane; heterotrimeric G-protein complex. The record is from RefSeq and is a predicted model, not a curated record. Gene Ontology annotation, molecular function: G-protein beta/gamma-subunit complex binding; D5 dopamine receptor binding; guanyl nucleotide binding. Bases 1 to 1134 code for a protein of 377 amino acids. NCBI's taxonomy places the organism in Eukaryota, Metazoa, Chordata, Aves, Piciformes, Indicatoridae. The transcript has 4 exons. Gene Ontology annotation, biological process: Rho protein signal transduction; adenylate cyclase-activating G protein-coupled receptor signaling pathway.
AUGGCGGACUUCCUGCCGUCGCGUUCUGUGCUGUCGGGUUGCUUCCCCGGCUGCCUGCUCACCAGUAGCGAGGCAGAGCAACAGCGUAAGUCCAAGGAGAUCGAUAAGUGCCUGAACCGCGAGAAGACAUACGUGAAGCGCCUCGUCAAGAUCCUCCUGCUGGGCGCGGGCGAGAGCGGCAAGUCCACCUUCCUCAAGCAGAUGCGGAUCAUCCACGGGCAGGACUGGGACCGGGCGGCCCGUGAGGAGUUCCGAGCCACCAUCUACAGCAACGUGAUCAAGGGUGUCAGAGUCCUCGUAGAUGCCAGAGAGAAACUUCAUAUCCCUUGGGGAGAUCCUGCUAACCAAAGCAACGGAGAUACGAUGAUGGCUUUUGAUACUCGGUCGGUCACGGUGGUGCAAGGCAUGGUGGAGACAGCGGUUUUUUUACAGUACCUCCCAGCCAUAAGAGCUCUCUGGGCAGACAGCGGCAUCCAGCACGCCUAUGACAGGCGCAGAGAAUUCCAGCUGGGGGAAUCUGUAAAGUAUUUCUUGGACAACUUGGAUAAACUUGGAGAACAAGAUUACCUUCCCUCCCAGCAAGACAUCCUGCUGGCACGGCGACCCACCAAAGGGAUUCACGAGUACGACUUUGAGAUCAAAAAUGUUCCGUUCAAAAUGGUCGACGUAGGCGGGCAGAGGUCAGAGAGGAAACGUUGGUUCGAGUGCUUCGACAGCGUCACAUCGAUACUGUUCCUGGUUUCCUCCAGCGAGUUUGACCAGGUGCUGAUGGAGGAUCGGCAAACAAACCGCCUGACAGAAUCCCUGAACAUUUUCGAGACGAUAGUCAACAACCGGGUGUUCAGCAACGUCUCCAUCAUCCUCUUCUUGAACAAGACGGACUUGCUUGAGGAAAAAGUACAAAAAGUCAGCAUCAAAGACUAUUUCCCAGAGUUCGAAGGGAAUCCCCACUGCUUAACAGAUGUCCAAAAAUUCCUGGUGGAUUGUUUUCGUACUAAACGCCGGGACCAGCAGCAGAAGCCCCUCUACCACCAUUUCACCACUGCUAUUAACACAGAGAACAUCCGGCUAGUUUUCCGUGAUGUUAAGGAUACCAUCCUCCACGACAACCUCAAGCAGCUCAUGUUACAGUGA